AGGCGCGGGGAGCGGGCUGGCAGCGGCCGGGGGGGAACCCCGGGGCACCCGCGGGGAGAGUUGUCUGUGAGGCACAUGUGUGCGGGCUGCGCGCACACACACACGCACGCACACACACACUUUUGUGUUCACACCCACAAACGCGCCGAAAGAGGCGGCAAAAAGGGAGCGGCGGCGGAGGAAAAAUGGGUCAGGAGCGGGGCAGUUACCUGGUCAUGCUGGCUCCCCCGGUACCAGCAGCAGCCGCCGCCGCCGCCUGCCCGCCUGCCGCCGCUUCCCGCCGCCGCCACCUCCUCCUGCUGCUGCUCCCGGUCGGCUCCGGGGCGGCCAAUUUAAUCCAAGCCCCGCAGCAGCAGCGGCAGCAGCAGGAGCCACCAGCGGAGCCCCGUCGCUGCUGCCUGGCGCUCGUGCGUGUCUCUCACAGUCCGGCACCGGGGAGCGAAAGAGUAUCAACGAGAGUCCGAAAAUCCAGCAUCCAAAAGAGCCAGGUCCGCGCCUGCCUCCUCCUGCCAGCGCCGCCUCUCCUCCGCGCUGCUCUGCUCCGCUCUGCUCUUCUCCUCUUCUUCUCCUUCCUGCGGCGGCGACGGCUGCUGCUGCUGCUGCUCCCGGGCGCGCUCUCUGUUCCCGAGCUGCUGCUCCGUUUCCCCUCCUCCUCCUCCUCCUCCCUCUCACUCACUCUCUCUCUCUUUCUCCCUCUCUCUCCCUCUCCUUCUUCCUUCCCUCUUCGCUCUUUUUUCCCCCUUCCUCCUUUCCUUUCCUUUUUUUUUUUUUUAGCACAUUCCUUUGCUACAAAUAAAAGCGAGGUGUUCAAGCCUCCCGCCUCCCUUCCCACAAAAAGUGCAGUGCAAACAAAAGCGAAGAAAGAGGGCACGGGGUGGGCGGAGUGGGAGGGCAGAGGCACGGGAAAAAUCACCAGAAACCGUUCCCGAGAGUCGAAACACGAGCAACCCUCCUUCCGCUCCUCCUCGCCCCUCGGGGAGAGAAGGGGGACGCCGUGGGGAAGAUGGGGACGGCGCUCCCCGUUUCGUGGCCACUUUCAGAGUCCUCAUGGAGGCUAUGGACCAGCAGUGCAAGUCUGAUGGGAAGCGCAGGAUGUGAAUGCAGGUUUAAAACUCAAAAGACAUAUCUGGAUUCAAAAUGUAUCCUUCAUGGGAAGAAGAUACCACUAAAUUUUAAGGACAGCAGUGGACAGCUAAGACUAGAAUCUUGGAAAUAUUUUCUAAUAUCAGAAGAAGAAAAUGGAAUCCACUAAAGGAAAACCAACAGCCGGAUAACAGCUUGCUAGUUCACAUUUUUUACAACAGCAAAACAAAAAUUAGACACUGUG
Pseudopipra pipra is the source of this 1327-nucleotide messenger RNA. RefSeq lists its product as uncharacterized. Bases 186 to 1079 code for a protein of 297 amino acids. The transcript is spliced from 3 exons. Lineage: Eukaryota; Metazoa; Chordata; Aves; Passeriformes; Pipridae. The record is from RefSeq and is a predicted model, not a curated record.